This is a messenger RNA of Strigops habroptila (Kakapo), 8712 nucleotides long. It is a transcript of the gene ZNF438, whose product is annotated as zinc finger protein 438. Gene Ontology annotation, molecular function: DNA-binding transcription factor activity, RNA polymerase II-specific; sequence-specific DNA binding. The transcript is spliced from 6 exons. The coding region runs from base 2436 to 4940 and encodes 834 amino acids. Gene Ontology annotation, biological process: regulation of transcription by RNA polymerase II. NCBI's taxonomy places the organism in Eukaryota, Metazoa, Chordata, Aves, Psittaciformes, Psittacidae. Gene Ontology annotation, cellular component: nucleus. The record is from RefSeq and is a predicted model, not a curated record.
ACCCGCUCGGUCCGUCCCUCCCCCCGGGCGCGGCGCGGGACCGGGGAGGCCGCCCCGCUGGCGGCCGGGAAGUAGGCGGAGGAGGCGGCAGCGGCGGGGCCGCGGUUGCCGGCCGCAGCGCCGUGCAGAGGGGGGCGCCUCCUUCGGCCCGGCCCCCGCCGAGCCCCAGGGGGUACCCCGCCGGGACCUGCCGGAGCUGGGGCUCCGGGGCCGUUGACUCUCCCGGUCACGGGAAAGCGGGUCCCGAGCCCGCAGGUCAGCUGCGUCCCCGGCCUGCUGAGCGGGGGUUGCCGCCUGCAGCGGGGCCGGGAGAGGUGCCUGCGGGGCCCGCUCGCCUGACCGCCGCGGCCGGAACCCGGGAGCGGCGGUGCGCGGCCUGCGGGGCUGCCGAGCGCUCGGCGGAGGCGGCUGCCGGCGCUGCGCGUUACGGUGCUAACGCAGACAACCCGGCGCUCCUCCUGUUCAGGUGGUGCCUGCUCCUGCCAAACGCAGAAGCGAGAAAGUGUGGCUGCACCUGUCAGAUGUGAUGUUACAAUAAAGAUCUGCAGAAGGGCUGUUGAUGGCUGGUUUUUAAAAGUCACCAAAGUUACUUGUUUUACAAUUCACUUCCGCUUUUUUUAGUACACGUGGCCAUGAAAUGUCGUAUGUAUGAGGGAUGCGGCAGAUGCCCCCCGGUUUUGUGAUGCUGAAAUGUGGAAGUAUGUAUGUGGCCCGUGUAAAAUCCCCCUGUCAGCGUGAGUCAGAGCUGCGCGCCGAGCUCUCGUCUAUCAGACCUGAAACCUAGCUGCUGCUUCCAUAAAAGUACAAAUACAAUGUGCAGUCCUCAGGCUCCUUAGGUUUUGGAAGGAACCUGAGCCAAAGGGUUUUCAUUUGUUCUGUGUCUGCAGAGAUGGAUGCAUAGGAGUAGUGUUUGUGCAUAACUGGUGCUGAGGCCUGCUGGCUUGUGAAUCCGUUAUAACUUUAUAUUGGUAGUAAUGAAAUUAAGAACAUAUCCCAGGUUCUCAGUGAUCUGAUGUGGCUGGCACUGGCAAAAUAAGAAGGGAAGUGUUUGAAAGCAGCCUUAGAGAGUUUUGGAAAGACUGCAGUAAUGUCUGCAGUGUGGUGGAUUUGAAACAAUGUGAGAGUUGGCUUGUAUUUUGUCGAAAAGUCAUGCUUUAAUAAAAGACUUACCUAAGUCUAUGCCUGAACUGAAAUCAGUGUGAUACAUCUUAUCUUUCAUUGGCAGUCUUUUGCGUUUCAAUUCAUACUGCCUUGUGCUCAGUUCCUUUCUUUUUCUCCAGGUUAAGGGUAUCUCAUUGAAGCUUUUUAAUGUGUGUUGAAGUCUCAGUCAACAGUUUAGCCCUUAAAUGCCAUGUAGUUUAGACAUAGUCUUGAAUUUGCUUGUACUAAUUUAUUUGAACCCAUAAUAUGCCAUUGAAAAGUGUUUUUCAUAUCAUUCCAUAAUAAAAAGAGGAGGAUAACAUAAGAUAAAUGGACAGCUCCCUUGGGCCACAGUAGUUUCUGUGUGCAGUUUUUUGGUUUGGUUUGGUUUUUUUCACGGCCAUUUGACAAUGAAAAUACUGAGCUGCUUUUUUUUUUUUUUUUCCCUUUGUCUAACAUUUGUAACUAACUACAAAGAUUGUAGUUAGUUAUUUUUAGUACUAGUUUAAGUUAAUUUUUAAGUUAUUUUUAUGCAAAUACAUAUUUCAGGGAUGAGCGUGUAUUUUUUCUGCUUCAGUAGCUAGAAUUGGAUUUUUUCAAACUUAAAGUUUGUCAAAAACUUGUGUAUGUUUAAAAUACUUUUUUUUGCGAGGAUCUGAUAUGAUGUUCUCAGUGUUUAAAAAAGUACUCUUGGGUAAUGAUAACUGGAGGAUCAGAAGAAAACUAGCGCUAUGGUAUGGUUCAGAUAUUUUAACUUUGGGGCAGGCUGUUAAAGUAAUAGAUUGUGGGGUAACUGAAGUUUUGUACUUAAAAUGUUUUUCAAAGCAUUCAUGAAGGAAAUACUAGUUUCCUAUGUAUCCUCAACUUCUCAUUUGGGAGAAUAUCAGAACUAGCAAUGGCAGUGACACCAUAUGGUGAGGUAUUUCUGACUUUCUCACAUGAAACUUCAGAUAGAAGUAGUGAAUGUCGUGUUCUUGAUGUACAGGUUCAGUGGUGCUGCAUGAGAUGAAAGCAAUGUUCUUCAUCUGUGACUCGUGGUGUUUCAAGGAUUUUUAUGUGCAGAGGAAUUAAGAUGGAUGAAGUACUUUCUUUGCUAUAGCAACAGCAGGAUGCAUAAGCAAGUCUAAGGCCAGGAUUGUUGGUUUAGAGACAGUAUCAUGGUUAAUGCCAAGAAGAGGUCAUAUGCUGAGAUGAGCUUCAGAGCCGGACUUAUCCCAGCCCUGCUGAAAUAUCUCCAUCACAGCAAGUCACUGAAGAAGCGGGGAGGAACGUUGUCGUAACUAUUAAAGGUCAUAAUGCAGAAUCCUUUAACUUUUUCUGCAGAUAAACACAAAUCCCCUUCGGAUAUAAUACGAAGUUUGCAGAAGAAAAGUCAGUUUAGGACCAUUGCUCCAAAAAUGGUACCAAAAAUUUUAACAUCUUCGGUGGUUUCUUGUCUUCAGUCAUCUUUGCCUGAUCAAAAAGCACCAAUUUCAGCUGCAGGUUCUAAACCACUGGUGGUACCAACUCAAAACUAUGCUGUUAUGCAGGUGGCUGGUCAUGAGGGGACUUUCUCCCUGUUGGCCUUGCCAUAUGUUGCCCCUGCCCUAACGCAGCAAGUCCAGCAGUCAAAUGUGGACCCUUCUAAAAACCUAAAGCUGCCUAUCCCUAGGUACCAAUCUGUAAGAAAUAAAAUGCUGAGUGACAAAAAACCGGCGCAGAUCUCUGGUUUGGGUGCACAUAACAAGGUUCCUACCAAGGCAUCGGUCUCAUCACAGGCUUCCCUCAUGACUACUUUAACUAAAGACUGUCCUGAAACUCAUUCUAGUUCAGAUUCAACUGAGCAAGCAAUGCUAACAGACCGUGACUCAGCUAAAAUUACUGUUGCCACAGUAGUAAAUAAAAGCAAUUGUGUGGAAUCUGGAUCUCUUUUAGAGAACAAACCUGAAACUGCUAACAGUAGUGUUUCUGGACCAUCUGUAGUUAAAGACUCUUUAUCCAAGCUGGCAAGUACAAUUAAUCCCAAGAAAACAAGUCUACGCUCUGUGAAGACAGCAUCUGAAAUCGCAAGAGAGUCAUUCAUAACAUCUGAGAAAUUAAAGGAAAAACCCACAAAUUCUGCAAAUUCUGUUGCUGUCCUGUCACCAGCAGUUUUUGGCAGUACAAUACAGAUGACUCCAUCAGCACCAAAAGGAAAACUUCCUAUUUUGCCUUACUCAAGGAUAAAAAAUUCAGUGUUCUGUAAAUCUAAGGAGAAUACUAAUGUUACAGACGCAUCUGGUCCUUCACCAAGAUCUGAAUGUGAAAAGACAUCAGCUUUGCUGAAAACCUUUCAUAUUCCUACUAAAGCAUCUGAUAAGCGGUUAGCUGUGUCAUUUACACAAGUCCCCAAACAAACCAUUCGAGAAAAUACCUUCUCUCCAUCCAAUAAAGUGGAUGUUGACAGUCUCAAAAAAAUGAACAGUGCAGCCUCUAAAAGAAGAGGCAGGAAAAGAAGAGCCGCAGAUGAUUUAUUGGCUUUUCAGACCAAGCGAAGGAAAUGCAUCAUUAAUAAGUUUAGAGAAGGAAGAGAGAGGGUGAAAGUUGAUCUUCAGUCAUCUGAUGGCAAAAAAGCAGAGGCAGUGAAAAAAUACCGUAGUAUUAGACCAAAACCAGUGUUACUUGUGCAGGCUUUUGCACCUCUGACUUCUGCAGCAACAGUAGAGACACCAUCUCCUAACCGCUUAGACCAAGAUACUUUUUUAAAUAGUUCACUUCCCAAAAAACAUUUAAGUUACAAACAUAGUGAUGCUACAUCAGCUAAAUCAAGUGAUUUAAGUAGAAAUGCAUGUUCAGCAGUACCUAAGCAGUUGCAUAAAUGUCAUGUUUGUAACCACAUCUUCCAAUUUAAACACCAUCUUCAGGACCAUAUGAACACUCACACAAACAAACGGCCCUACAGCUGUCGAAUAUGCCGCAAAGCGUAUAUUCAUUCUGGAAGCCUCAGCACGCAUAUGAAACUUCAUCACAAUGAAGGCAAACCCCAAAAGCUUGUGUGCUGUGAAUUUUGUGCUAAAGUUUUUGGCCACGCAAAAGUGUAUUUUGGCCACCUCAGAGAAGUCCACAGGGUUGUUAUCAGCACAGAGCCCUCUACUAGCGAGCAACAGCUGCAAGAUGCUUUGAAAAAGAGAGACACGAAUAUAAAAGAGGCAGAAGAAGCAACAGAGAGGGGAAAUAAGUGCAAUUUUGAGGACCUAUUCCAUAACCCAGGAGAAGUGAAAUUACAGGUCAGAUGUGGUCGAUGCCAGUUUAUUGCGCAGUCUUUUGGUGAAAUGAAAUUUCACUUAUUGUGCUCUCAUGGAGAAGAGAUCCAGGGAAGAGUAAAGGAAGGGGGUUUGCAAGGAAAUAGAGGAGCUAAGGGGGAACUGAUCAAACAUGCAACCCACUUCUGGAAACAGCACAAUGAGAGAAGACAUAUAGCAAAAUGCAGUGCCCGUGAGGAGGAUGUUUAUACUUUUCCAAAACUGAAAAGGCAGAUCUACUUGCACCAUCAAAAUAAUGUUGAUACAUCAUCUAAAAGCGAACUGACUCAGUCAGGAAGCGGUGAAGCAGCCAAGGAGAUGCAAAAUGUAGGUUUUGGUACACCUAGCAGAAAGGCAGAAAUUUGCUCUAAAAUGACCUAUAACUGCAUUUUAUGCAAACAGUUGUUUGGAAGAAAAGAGGAUCUUUGUAAUCAUUGGCAGAGUCAUCAUAACUGUGAAGACCCUUCCGCUUUAUGGGCAAUUUUUAGUUUGUUAUCAAAACAAGGAAUUAUUGAACUUUCUAACAGUGGUGAAUAUUGAAGCUCAAUUCUACAAUGCUAUGAAAAACAUCAACUGCCUUACCGAACUGUUUAUGUUUUUUUGUUGUGUUGCUAAACUAAUUCAAGAGAUGUAUCACUUCAAAGGUUUGUUUGGUGGGUUCGUUGGGGGGAUUUUUUUAACUUAUGCUAACCUUUAUUUUGUUAAAUCAAAAAUGUAUUUAUCCAGGAUCAUUCCCAAUGGGUACCUGCAAGCCAUUUGUGAAACACCAUACUUAAAAUUCAUGCGUAAGGAACUUAGCAGCAGCACAUAGUCAGAACUAAUGGUUAACAUCAAGGAAAAAGAUUUUCCAGUUAAAUUUUUCUAUACACACAGAAAUAAAUCAGUUUAUAUAAAGUAAUCUUAGUCUUGAAUGAAAUGACAAAUCAGACUGGAAGUGCAGUUUCUGUGCUUCUAGAUUUUAUGGUAAAUAUAUAAAUAUUUUCAUGCAGUUCUCUGGAUCAUUUGAAUGUGCCUACAUGCAGCCGGCAGUCAGGAGCUUUAUAAUCUAUAAUUUAAAAGCUUUUUAUUCAUGUUUUUUGAUUUUAGUAUUGUUAGCCGUGUUCAUUGCUUUCAGGUUUGUUAUUGGCAGGUCUUUUAGGUGUUAUAUUCUGUCCUGGUAAUAGCAAAGAUCUCUUGGAUUUCACUUUAAAGUGAAAAAUCUGCAUGUAUUUCUUUGCCUGUAGCUGUUUGGGUUGAAGAUAAGUUAGUUGCCACCUAUGAAGAGGGAACCCUCAAAGCUUGACUGCUUUAUGAAAAAAAAUAGAAGUUUGUUUUAAAAAUAGUCAUCUGAGUUGGUUACUCUUGGGAAGUUUGACAUUCUGCAAUAGACUGCAUGUUUCACAGUGAACUUUCAGCAUAUUCCUUAUAGCUUCUGUGACAGCAGUACUACUGUUGCCAACACUGUUAGCACUCUGCCUUAACACUCUUGGUAUGUAGCUUUUGUACCUGUGCAGUUGACCCAGUCUGUGGCUUUAAAUGGAAAUAGUUCUUUCACUUCUUGAGUCUAUGGUACAGGUAAUGAGUUGGUUUUCACUUGUGUUGCCAGAUUUGCAACUAGAGGAAUUGCAUGCAGCACCCUAACCUUCCAGUAUCAGGAGCCAGAAGCAGUUACCUUACCAGGAUGCAAAGCUGUAGCAGCCCCUAGUGCAGACACAUUCUGUGUCGCCCUGCUACUGAGCAGACAUAGUAGAUGACCAUUUCAGCACAUCUCCAAGGGGGCAAGGCAGUUCAGGCUGUGAGGAGAUGGAGUUCUAGAGCUUUGAUGAGAAGGUCAUUGAAGCCUCAAAUCUAGUUUGAAAUUGGUAUUUAAACUGCUGUUACUUAAAGCCUUAUGUAGCUCUGAAUUAUUUUGGGAGCAAUAGUGGAGGCAGCAUAAGAAAUCACUUAUGAUAAGAAAUCACUGUUCAACAGACGUCAGAGCACAUCAGAGGGCAAAAUGAAAAAUACAGCAAUAUUGUCUCUACAGUACUACUCUAUUCAUUUAUCCUUGUGGUCAAACUGUAAUUGAGGGAUUGCUAUGAUGAGUCAUUCCUAAAAUGUCAUGGGUCACCUCUCACUGUUUUGCAAAAACUGUGGUGAUGAGAACAUGAGAAGAGAUCUUAAAAUGUUGGGGUUUCUGAGUGGGAUUCCAAAAGCUGUUGCAAUAGUUUGUGUAUGUGUUUUGUUUUUAAACAGUAAAGGCAAUUUUGAUGAGAUAAUAGUUCUGAAUGUAAUUUCUUGUUGUAUGGUGCUUUGCCCUGGAUAUGAACUUUAAGACUGGAGCCAAGAAAAAUGAAAGCGAAAAGGAAAAUGCUUUUUUCUGCACAGGUGCUUAGUAAGGUGGAAGAAUCCCUGUGGAAUUUCAAAACUUCCUUCCUACUAUCUGUUGCUAUAAAUACAUAUUUGUGGUUGUUUCUUUGUUUUCAUAUACUACUUUUGCAUGCUGAACUACUUUAAAAUUACUACUCGUUCUUAUUCUUGACACACCCAUCUUUUAAUGCCUAUAGUAUAUUCAUAUUUCUUUCACUAGGGAGAUGGAGGAGAACAUGUGGCAUAUUUGGAAAGGAAUAGCUAAUUUUAAAGUCAGUGUUUCGUAUCAAACUGAGACUAUAUUUAACUUAGUAAAGUGUGUUUGCACUAAGAAGUGGUUUUCCCCUCCAAGUUAAUCCGUUAACUUUCAAAAUCAAACAGCUUGGUGUUUUCCCUGAAACAGGAAUGUGAGAACAAUCCCUUCCUCACAUAGUUAUAAUACAUCAAAGGGAAGUUCAUUCCCAGCAUAAAGCAUGCAUUUUAAGAGUUGGGCAGAAAACAUUAAAAAUGUUUGUUGAUGUUAUGGACAUUAUUUAUAACCAACACCACAUCACCUCUCUUGUAAAAUCCCCCAUCCCUUGGUGUAGUUUAAAAUGAGCUGCAAUGAAUGCAGCUCCAAGACAGAGUCCCUCCUGUUCAGGAUCAGCACGAAUCAUGGCAGAGUUGUUCUUCAAAAUUACUUUCAGAAAGUAUUUGUUAAAGAUGGUGGUGCGUAAGAGCCAGUGGUGUAGGUGAGUUGUUUGGUGGUGGUUCUCAGGCAAGAAGAGGCACUCCCUUUCGUUUCAUGUAAAAGGAGGGGGAGGUGAGGUGAUGAGGGGAGGAAGGAGGUUUGGCACAAGGGAGUGGGUUGCAUUUUUCUCUUUAAUGGAAAUUUUCACGUACAGUCUUUUCAUCAUAUUUUUGUGCUUCUCUCCCUUUUUGUAGUCCAGGCCAAAUGGGUAAAGGGAUCUCAGCUUUCAGCAGUUUAAAGCCUGAAAACAUGUUUUAAAGCAUGGUUCUAAGCCACUUCUCAGUGUCCUCAUAAAUGUUUAAAAUUAGAAGCCUUUUUUCUGAGCCUGAAAGCAUUCUUAUGUUUCAGGCUAUUAUGGUUAUGGUAGAUUAUGAAAGGUUGGAAUUUUUGAAAAUAGCUUUGCAUUAAAUACAGAUGUGUCCUUUGUUUAAAAUGUAUUUGUUUUGCAUUUAUGUUCAUUUUGAUAACAUUUGGAGGUAUUAAGUGAACCUUAUUUACAGCAACAUUAAAUACUGCUUGUUUGCUGUUCAGCGGAAGGGUUGUUAGGAAUACAGCUUGCUGUUUACCUUGAAGCUGGACAAGUUAACAUCUGGUUUUGCACAUAAAUUAUAUUUUUAAAUUGUUAAAACGAAUGUUAUGGUUUUUCUAGCUGUAGUUUUGUUCCCCUCUGAUUUUUCAUUAAAUCUCUGUUUCAGCUUCACUGUUCUACUUUAAAGCUGUUCCUCACAUGGAAAGUUGUUCCUUCAUCAUCACACCAUAAAUAAUCAAAGCUGGAGGAGUUCCAUUGCUUCUCUGGCUUGCAGAGUAUUGCCCUUCUCCAGCUGCAGAGCUACAGUUUCCUAUGGCUAACUUGACAUAGUUGCUGGCAGUAAAUGUUUUACUUCAUUUAUUUAUUAGAAUUUAGAUCUCUGGUGUUUAGCUCCAUCAGUUUCUGUCAUACCUCAUUAGAUACUUCUUUUAUCUGCUAUCCACUGAGCUCUCUUUAGAGAUAGUGUCAUAAGAAGGAUGAACAGGUAUUUAAGAGAGCAGAUUUCAACCCUAACUUUGUGCAGAUGAAGCUGACAUUUGAGAAUCAGCAGCUUAUCUAGGCUCAGCCAUGUAGUGUAUUAUAUUUCUACAACACAUCCACCUACAUGCGCAUCUGUUUUGGAACGAAAUACAUACUUCAAAUUCAGCUGUCAGUUAUUAUUAUCAAACCUGUACAAUGUGAGUUUGUGAUUAUUAUGCAUAAAGAUUAAAAUGCUAUUAACUGUA